GAUCCACACCUUCAUCUCUUCCUUGUUGUUGCUGGUCCAACUCCAGUCCAGUAGGUGGCGCUAACGCGCCUUCACGCUGCCACAUAACCGGAAGCUGCUACCAGAGCUAGCUUGUUGUUAGCUACCAGCGCUAGCUUGCUGGUCUGGUGUGUGAGGGGAAUCUCUGAGGCUCUGCAGCAACAAUGUCUUCAGCUCAGUCUCUGAGAGAGGUGAUCAGAGAGCGGCUAACUGCUGCUGCUGCAGAAAUCUUCUCCGAGUUUGAAAAAACCAUCGUCCGCUACGAGGAAGAGAUCGAUCGUCAGCGCAGACUGCUGGAGAUCAGCUGGAAACCACAGAUCAACUUACACAGAAUAGAACUCCCACUGCAUUAUGUCAGGACAGAUGAGGAGGUUCUGACUGACCAGCAGCUCUGGAAACAGGAGAGGACCUCCAGUUUGGAGCAGGAACAAGCAGAACCUUUACAGGAGGGACCAGAACCUCCACAGAUGAAAGUGGAGCAUGAUGAGCCAGAACCUUUGCAGAUUGUAAAACAAGAGGAGCUCUGCAUCAGUCAGGAUGAAGGGCAGUGUGUACUGAAGCAGGAGACGGUGACCUCCCUUGUGACUCCUGCUGGUGAGGAAAGAGACCACGAUGAAGCAGAACCAGACAGACACCAACUCCUUUUGUCAUUGUUUCCUGAGGCUGAGAUCAGAGCUGCUGCUGCUCCGGGGUCAACAGAACUCCCACUGCAUUAUGUCAGGACAGAUGAGGAGGUUCUGACUGACCAGCAGCUCUGGAACCAGGAGAGGACCUCCAGUUUGGAGCAGGAACAAGCAGAACCUUUACAGGAGGGACCAGAACCUCCACAGAUGAAAGUGGAGCAUGAUGAGCCAGAACCUUUGCAGAUUGUAGAACAAGAGGAGCUCUGCAUCAGUCAGGAUGAAGAGCAGUGUGUACUGAAGCAGGAGACGGUGACCUCCCUUGUGACUCCUGCUAGUGAGGAAAGAGACCACGAUGAAGCAGAACCAGACAGACACCAACUCCUUUUGUCACUGUUUCCUGCGGCUGAGAUCAGAGCUGCUGUUGCUCCGGGGUCAACAGAACUUCCACAGCAUCAUAUCUGGGAAAAAGAAGAUGUUCUGACUGACCAGCAGCUCUCUGACCAAGAGUCAACCUCCAGUGUGGACCAGGAGGAACCAGAACAUCCACUGUUCACAGAGGACCAGCCAGAACUCUAUAUCCAUCAGCAUGAAGGGCAGUUCCUUUUGAAGCAAAAACAUGUAACCUUCGUUGAGACUGCUCCUUCUAACGAAACAGACUGCCAUGAUCCAGAACCCAACAGGAACCAACCCUUGAGUCAGAAUUCUACAGAAGUAGAGAACCAAGAUCAGGUUGGAUGCAGGAAAGAAAACUCAGAAUCAAACAGCAAUGAAGAACUGACACGUAAUAGAAGACGUCUGCGAAGCGAAGAUCACAGAGACAAUGUAGAUGUUCAGACACUAAAAAAGCACAAGAGGGCUCACAUAGGUGAGAGGCCAUUUUAUUGUAAGCUCUGUGGAAAAUCUUUCAGUCACAAGUGUUUUUUAUGUCGUCACAUGAGAUCUCACACAGGUGAGAAGCCAUAUCCAUGUAACACUUGUGGUAAAUGUUUUAGUGACAGUAGUGGCUUGAUUUAUCACAUGAGAACUCACACAGGUGAGAAGCCAUAUCCAUGUAAAACUUGUGGUAAAUGUUUUAGUGACAGUAGUGGCUUGACAAAACACAUGAGAACUCACACAGGUGAGAAGCCAUAUCCAUGUAAAACUUGUGGUAAAUGUUUUUCUUACAGUAGUGGCUUGAUUUAUCACACGAGAACUCAACAUAAGUGAAAAGUAUUUUCCAAGUUUGGUCUGUAUGAGAUUCAGCCAGAUAUUUUCUUUAACUUCUCAUGUAAAAAUUCACACUUGCGAUUGUAUACAUUAAAAUGUAUGUUUUUUUUCUUCUUAAAGUUGAGAAGAAUUGAGAUUUUGACUACAUUUAGUCACAUAUACCUUAGCCCAGUGUGACACAUGUACAGAAAUAUCUUUAGGAUGAGCGUUGAUGGAAAAAGUAUUAAAAAAAAAAAGGCAAAAUUGCUUUUUAUGUCUAA
Nothobranchius furzeri (turquoise killifish) is the source of this 2107-nucleotide messenger RNA. NCBI's taxonomy places the organism in Eukaryota, Metazoa, Chordata, Actinopteri, Cyprinodontiformes, Nothobranchiidae. The record is from RefSeq and is a predicted model, not a curated record.